AUGUCUGAUAUCCCUCCUUCCCAAUCUAUGUUCAACCCUGAUAGCCCAUUGAAUCCCAAGUUGCGUUAUGAUGGCGCAGGGAAUGCAUAUGCGUAUCACAUGUCGUAUCAAAUUCCACUCCCCAACUCACCAGAUAGAGAGCUUCAUGACCCCAUGGCAAUUGCCGAGGCUCAAGGAUAUGCACCUGCCAUCAGUACUGCUGGUGCACGUCGCAAGACUGCAGCCAAAGCCAACAAAGGCAAGGGGAAAGAGAAUACAUCAGGAAAACCUGUUUCUCUAUAUAGAGGACCAUCCUCUAUAUAG
Molecule: messenger RNA, 303 nt
Organism: Suillus paluster
Lineage: Eukaryota; Fungi; Basidiomycota; Agaricomycetes; Boletales; Suillaceae
Exons: 3
Coding region: 1-303 (100 amino acids)
Source: RefSeq, a predicted model, not a curated record